This is a messenger RNA of Postia placenta MAD-698-R-SB12, 1200 nucleotides long. RefSeq lists its product as hypothetical. Bases 265 to 930 code for a protein of 221 amino acids. Lineage: Eukaryota; Fungi; Basidiomycota; Agaricomycetes; Polyporales; Adustoporiaceae. The record is from RefSeq and is a predicted model, not a curated record. The transcript is spliced from 7 exons.
GUUUCUUCGUCUGACCCUUUCGUCUUUCAGACGUUGAACGUCUUUUCCUGUUCAACUUCUUUUGUCACUGCUGCGUCAGUGUGUUGCCUGGUGCUACAGCCUCCUCUGUUGCGUCCAUUCUCUCCGGAAGAGCCUUCAUAGUUCCUACAUUCCCUCUUUCUCCUCGAGUCGCCCCGAUAUUGUCAUCCGCAACCAACACACACAACCUUCCAAAUCAUCACCCCAUAGUUGACCUCCAACAUGUCUCGCCAAAUCAAGUACAUCAUGGGCUUCUGGGGCUUCUGCGACUUGCUCCUGCUCGCAGCUGCCAUCGCGUCCAUUGCCUUCUCUGUCAUCUGGCGGCAACCCAAUCUCCUCAUCAACCUGACGAUGGACGCCCAGCACCUCACCGCCGGGCUCAUCAUGGGUGUCAUCCUCCUUUUGUCUUGGCUCAUCUCCAUCGGCGCGCUCCUCUCGCCCUCCCGUUCUACCACCGGUUUUGUCGUCCUUAACUGGGCGAUCGUGGUCGACUCAAUAGCAAUCCUGGUAGUGGGGACUUCGCUCUGGUUCUACACGCUGCACAUCCAGGACAACUACCUCGCCAUAUGGGAGGUGCAGUCCAACGCAACAAAGAUCGCGGUGCAGGACCUGUUCCAAUGCUGCGGCUACUUCGAGCCCAACGACACGACCGUUGCUAUCGGCGGGUUCUGUUCCAGCCCGGCCUUCGUCGCUGGGCUCUACAACGCAACAGUCACCACCGCCAACGCCUGUGUGGGCCCGAUCACGGGCUACGCUGAGCCUAUGCUCAAUCAAGUCUUCACGCUCGUAUACGGCUUCAUGGCGGUUGUCAUCAGCUUGUUCCUGGCGUCGCUCUGUGUCAUCAAGACGAGGCAGGAAAAGGAGCGGUUCAGAAAGAUCGACGCCAAGCGUGGUGGCCGUGGCUUUGUUUAGACGCAUGCGCAUCCGGACGCUCACCAAUGUCUCAUCUCGCUGCCGCGCUUUCCUCUGGGGUGUCCCGCCACUGUACUCCUACUGUCGCAUCGUUCUCCGUUAUCCCUCGGCGCGCCCUUCUCUCGCCUCGUCCGCGGCCCAGAUGGUCGGUUUUGUUCCUCUUGGUGUGUGCUACUACUCUAUCGACAACUCGUGUAUUUUUCUACUUCUUUUGUCUUUCUUUGCGUGCAAUGGCAUUCACAUUUGGGUCGGCGAAGAACCCAGGAGGAU